Molecule: messenger RNA, 1887 nt
Organism: Symbiodinium sp. CCMP2592
Lineage: Eukaryota; Dinophyceae; Suessiales; Symbiodiniaceae
Source: the annotation of a GenBank genome assembly
AUGGCCCUUCUGGCCGAAGAGGGCAAUGGCGGCAAAGAAUUCGAGGAUUCCAUUGAAGACCUUGAAGAUUUCGAGGCCGGCACUGCAUCCGGCUUUCUUAGGGGGACGAGGAAGAUCUCAGUGACCAUCGGUGCUGUCUUUUGCCUGGGAAUUUUGGGCACGAUCUCCCUUCAGCCGCGGCGAAGCCAAGCCGAAGAGAUAUCUGCAAGAAGUGGGAGCUCAACCCACCUAGACCGCUUUGACUUCCUCCUGGAGCGGGAGCUUUUUGAUGUCAGCUUGUUCGACAACAUUAACGUGCCCUACAGCUCGGAGCCCGAGGAAUCCCAGGUCGUUAAAACCACUUGCGUCAUCGAUAUCACUCAAGCAACGAUGUAUUUGGGAAAUGCGAUCGUUUACAUCUACAGGGCUGCGAUUUGCCCUGACAACGAGCCCCUGGGGUGUACGGAACCAGUCGCCUAUGCUGUCACAGCUUUGACCUGGCUGGGCUCCUUCCUGGCCAGCGCUUCCACUUCCUGUGCGGAGUCGCUGAAUCCUGCAAGUGCCUGCAUUGCCGCCACGCUUCGCGACCUCUCAGCCGCGGGCUCCACGGUCUUUGGCUUCAAAGAGGAUUGCCUCCUGACCAAGCCUUUGAUGGACAGUCGGGUCUACCAGGACAGAAGAAAGAUUCCACCCAUAUUGGAGAAGAUCUACUCUCUGAACCAGCCCUUUAAACCAGAACAAAGACGCCGGUUGGACGAGUUCAAGGUCCUUCCAAGCCCCUCCGAUGACGGCCACAAAACCGGGCUGUAUCGCAACAAGUCGGCGGAAGUGCGCAGAUGGUUGCAGGACAAGAGCAGCAAGCGGCCCGACAAGCAUCAUGCUGCUUUGCCCAACGUACUUUUCGAAGCGGCGACUGCUGGAAUUGACACGCGACUCCUAGACGACGACCAGACGAUCGAGAAGAUUCGAAAUAUUACCCGACUCAGACGGAGGGGGAGGGAAAGAGGCUUUGCGAUCGCACAGUGCGUAUUCAACAGUGUGGACGCCGCGGCUUGGCUCAUACGAGCAUUUCUCUCCAUCCAUGAUGCUGCUCGCUCCUGCGGCAAUCGGAAGGAAUGUGCGGUGGACGUCCUUUAUGUCAUUGGCUCCUUUGCGUACACUGCGCAGAUGCUGUCAUUUACCUUCGUGGAUUGCCCUCAGCGAGGCAAGCGGGAAGCAUUAUGCGGAGCGAAUGUGGCCGAUGUGGUUGGCAGCAUGGCGAUCUUCGUGGCCUCCAUCAUACAGGCCCUCGGCAAGUCCUGCAAAGACGGGCAAGCCAGUAGCAUCGGGCUGCUCGGCGGCAUCGGCGACGAACCUCUCCUCGGAAGCGUGGACCUUUACCUUGCAUCGCACAGAAGUGAAGAACCGGAGGAGAGGGUACGAGUGGAUGGAAUUCCGGAGUCGUACCUCUUAGCUGACAGGUGUGGCUUCCGAGACUCUGAGCUUCGAGACUUCUGCUGGGCCUUCCGCCUCUACGACGUGCUCGGGGAUGGCAAGAUAGACGCCAUGCAGAUCCGGUCUGCCCUAGCCUGGCUUGGAGAAGAGCCUACGGAUCGGCAGUUCUUGCAAGUCAUGAAUGACAUCGAUAGCCACGGAAAGGGGAUCCUGGACUUCCAGCGCUUCGUGAAACUGAUGGCCAAGUUUGACAGGUCGAUGAUCACCGAAGACGAGCUGGUGAAUGCCUUCAAAAUCUUUGACAAGGACAAAAGCGGGACGAUCGAUGCUAUCGAGCUUCAAGAUGUGCUUUGCAAGCUGGGUUUCGAGGUGAACCCGUUGCAGGCCGAGGAGAUGAUUCAAGCUGCCGACGAUGACAACAGUGGUGAAUGCGAGUACGGAGAGUUUGUAAGGAAGAUCAUUGAGAACCAAUGA